GUUUAUUAUAGCUUAAAUUACCAUCGUUGUUACGGCUGAUUAUCCUAAUCAAAUCAUACAAGAUGCCUGUCCCCGACACUUUCCUAGCGGCUACAGUCAACCAGCCCUACGCCCAACAUGUCGUUUCUAACCGUUCAUUGCAACCACUUGAAUCCGGCGAAGUUGCUAUUAAAAUCACCGCUACGGCCAUCAACCCGGUCGACUGGAAGAUCCGCGACUACAAUGUCUUUAUCAAAGAGUACCCUGCCGUGCUAGGGUCGGAUGCCGCCGGAGAGAUCGCCGCUGUUGGACCCGAUGUUUCUAAUUUCGCUGUCGGCGAUCGGGUAUUCUUCCAGGGCAUCAUUGGAAGAUAUGACUCGUCGACCUUCCAACAAUACUGCAAGAUGCCGGCCGCACUGGUCUCCAAGACGCCCAGCAACAUUAGCGACGACCAAGCUGCCGGAAUAAGUCUCGCGACCGUGGCUGUUGUCACAGCAUUCUACGACAAGUCCGGCCAAGGUUUAACCCCACCAUGGGACCAGAAUGGCCAGCAGGUCGGAAAUGGCAAAGCCGUAGUGAUCAUCGGAGGGGCCUCCUCUGUAGGCCAAUAUGCCAUUCAAUUGGCUAAACUGUCGGGCUUUGAAAAGAUUAUUACCAACGCAAGUCCUCAAAACCACGAGUGCCUCAAAAAGUUUGGCGCCCAUGUUGUCCUGGACCGAGCCCAUUCGAGCCCGGAGGAUUUCAAGGCUGCAAUUGGCGGGUUGCCUUUGGAAUUCGUCUUCGACUCUAUCUCGGUGAAAGCAACGCAAGCAUUGGGUGUUCAAAUUGUUCAGGCUACAGAAGGCGCCGAUAAGAUCGUGACGGUCCAGGGUGCCGACUCGGAUGCUAUUGCCCUUGGCCAGUCGAAAGAGCCGAAGGUAGCGGUGAAGCAGGUCUUGGGAUUAGGUAGCUCCCCAGCAUUGCGUCAUCUCAGCGAACCUUUGGUGAAACAUCUCGGCGGCGAGGAUGGGUAUAUCGCUAAGAACCUUUUCGUCCCCAACCGGGUGCAUCUGGUUCAAGGAGGACUGAAUGCCCUGGAACAGGCACUUGCGAAGAAUAAAGAAGGUGUGUCUGGCGAGAAGGUUGUAUUCCGCCCCAAUGAGGGAGCGAAUUGAACAUGACACUAUAUGUAUACUUGCAAUAUCUGUAAUCCACGGCUUCACUAGUUCACGUUCUGCCUGUUAUUACCAGACUUUUCUUCUCUGCUUUCGUUCGUAAGAGGCCCCGGUAAAGCCUGAUCGAUUAGCUAGAACCUAUAUAUGCCCUGAUUCGCUCCUGUGCAAAUUAUUUCACUCUUCCCCCUCUUGACCCAUAGCUGUGGGUUAUAGAUCCUACUUUCUACGCGAUGGACGCAGCCCUCAUUAUACUGUUCCGGGUCUUACCAGGUGGAGAUUGAGAUGAGUUGUCGACAAAGCUCCGCGUAAUAAAGAAGCCAUACCGUUUAGGCAACACUAGCCCCCACUAGGUAUUAAACCAACCACCAUGACAUUAUGCAUGUCUGGUGGGAUGUUCUUCUGGUAGUCUAGGAUCUCAGCUGAGGUCGUCAUUGU
Molecule: messenger RNA, 1568 nt
Organism: Aspergillus pseudotamarii
Lineage: Eukaryota; Fungi; Ascomycota; Eurotiomycetes; Eurotiales; Aspergillaceae
Product: zinc-binding alcohol dehydrogenase family protein
Exons: 1
Coding region: 63-1133 (356 amino acids)
Molecular function (GO): oxidoreductase activity, acting on NAD(P)H
Source: RefSeq, a predicted model, not a curated record